AUGGUGCUGUUAUCCCCGUAUGAGUCCAAACACGUGUCACUUAUGGGUCGAAACACCCUCUGUAUAUAUGAUUGGUCCGAUAGUGAUACCCAUUUUGCGAUACAUGUGGCCGUCCCUCACCUCCAGAAGACUAACGGCUCUAUCAUCCAGAUAUCAGCCCUCGCGGGCUUAGCGCCGAUGCCCCAAAAGUUGGGACCUAAAGGCAUACGACUCAACGCUAUUAAUCCCGACGCUACGCAAGUGUUUGAACCGUUGCCACCGAUUUGGGAGAAGACCCGUGAGUUCACACCACUUAAGAAAUUAGGCCAACCCUUAGAUAUAGCCAAAGCCGUGGCUUUUCUAAUCUCAAGCGACGCGCAGUUUAUUACCGGCGCUAAUCUGGUGGUCGACGGAGGCUUUGUCUAUAAUGUCGGUGCUCUCAACCAACUGUUUCAAUGA
Messenger RNA from Oppiella nova, 438 nucleotides. The record is from the annotation of a GenBank genome assembly. NCBI's taxonomy places the organism in Eukaryota, Metazoa, Arthropoda, Arachnida, Sarcoptiformes, Oppiidae.